This is a messenger RNA of Exophiala aquamarina CBS 119918, 3807 nucleotides long. RefSeq names its product CAMKK protein kinase. Gene Ontology annotation, cellular component: cytoplasm. The transcript has a single exon. Gene Ontology annotation, biological process: protein phosphorylation; intracellular signal transduction. NCBI's taxonomy places the organism in Eukaryota, Fungi, Ascomycota, Eurotiomycetes, Chaetothyriales, Herpotrichiellaceae. Gene Ontology annotation, molecular function: ATP binding; protein serine/threonine kinase activity. The coding region runs from base 1 to 3807 and encodes 1268 amino acids. The record is from RefSeq and is a predicted model, not a curated record.
AUGGCGGAGAACACUGGAAUAAGAUGGGAUCCAAACCUACAGCAGGCCCGUCGCACCACGGAAACUGCUACUACACUGGACCCUCUAACAUCCGCCCAAAUUUACCAUGCAACAGUGGACUCUGCGCGCAGCGAUGGGGAUGAUAUAUUGACACAACGGAACACGCCCACCGCGCUUUCUGCCCAGCGCUCUGUUGAUCCUAUUGAUGAGGCACUGUGCGCCGAUUUGGAUUCAAUAUCACACCAGGAUAGUCCCAGUCCAGCUUUUGCCCCACUACGGACCCAGCAGUCCCUCCCUUCUUCCGCGCCCAACUCCUCACAAUCGCUCAAGGCUUUAAGUGAAAGAGAAGCUGAUACCUCUGGAGCCUCUGUCUCGAGAGCUCUUUCAGCGAGGUCUUCACAUGGACAAAUACGGGCUCGACGGACUUCUACUCACAUCAAAUCUGCCUCACUAUCUACCACAAAGCGAUCUGUUUUGGAUCGUCCAACUUAUCCUGACCAGUCUUUUGCUGCUUUACAGUCGCAAUUCUACAACGCCAGGCCUCACCCUCCUUUGCGUGCCAGAAGCUCACACCCGGCUCAGAAUCUCCUUUACAACGACAUGUCAAACUGGAUAUCACAACCAAAGGACCGGGGCUCCGUGAAUCAAAGCACCAAGACCGCUGACAACACCCCAAUGUCGAGCCCGGGUCUGUUUAGUCCUUCAGCCCGUCUUCCCUCUGCCUCCUCCCUGGAUGAUCUCGGCCCACAGCUACACCAUCUUCAGGCUCCAAAAGAGACAGACUUCGCCGAGAUAGAACAUGACACCUUUUCGGGGAACAAGUUCAUCAACAACUACGAAGUGGUGCAGGAACUUGGCCGUGGAGAGCACGGCAAGGUGAAGCUCGGAAGAAACAUGGAGACUGCCGCUAUGGUCGCUAUCAAAAUCGUCCCUAGAUACUCGGUCAAGCGCCGGCUGGGCCGUCUAGGUGCGCCUGAAGACCGUACCAAGCGAGAAGUGGCCAUCUUGAAGAAAGCUCGACAUCCCAACGUGGUCAGUCUCCUGGAAGUCAUUGAUGACCCAAACAAGAACAAGGUUUAUCUCAUUCUCGAGUACGUAGAGAAAGGUGAAAUCAAGUGGAGAAAGCCUGGUGUGCGUGAAGUUCUAUCUGUCAACAAUGCCAGAUUUGACCAAGAACGCCGCGGAGCAACCCUGUCACUUGAACCGAGUGAACGAGAUAUCUUCCAUGUCACUCAGGCACAACGCCGACACGAGCAAAUGGACAGGGACAGAACCCGAAACGCCGCGUUUCACUCCGUGCCGAAUUGGAGCCUGGAACACGGUGAUGCGUUCGAGGACGAUGACCACUUCCUGGAUAUUUCACGCACUCCUUCACAGCAAUUCUACGGCUCCAGUUCUAAUGCUGGGCCAUCUCGGACAACCUCACAUGACGACCAUGCCAACCUCGGCGACACAGCGCUAAUGGGCAGCAUGUGGGGUGCAUACGACCCCAGCGACUACCGCGACCGCAAAUUCAGCAUUGCAGCCAGCGCUGCGUCGCACAUGUCUUCCGAGUUCAAUUUCGAGGCCAAUGACGAGCUUUCUUACGUGCCUGCAAUGACGCUUGAAGAAGCCCGGCGUGCAAUUCGAGAUACUCUCUCUGGCCUUCAGUUCCUCCAUUUCAUUGGAAUCAUUCACCGCGACAUCAAGCCUGCCAAUCUCCUCGUUGGUAGCAACGGUACUGUCAAAAUAUCAGACUUCGGCGUUUCCUAUCUCGGACGUCACACAACUGAUAAGGAUCCUGAGAAUCACCUGACCGAGAAAGACGUUGCCUCGCUCGAUGAUGAAAAGGACCUUGCGAGGUCUGUAGGAACGCCGGCUUUUUGGGCCCCAGAACUGUGCUAUGAAGAUGUCUCCAUGUUUGCCGACAAUGCCGCUCCGAAGAUAACCGGCGCCUUGGAUUUGUGGGCUUUGGGCAUCACUCUCUACUGCAUGGUCUAUGCUCGCCUACCCUUUUACGCCAGCGAAGGAAUGGGCUUGCAUGCAGCAGUUUGUACCUCAGAAGUCUUCCUUCCCAAAACACGGCUCGUUCCUGUGGACACGUCAAAAGACCGACCAUCCUCCCAAGUACCAAUCUCGAUCAAUAGCAACAAGCGUUUGGACUUCGAGCUCAAAUUCGAAGAGGUUCCCGAGGCUGUGCGAGAUCUGAUUCGCUGUCUCCUGGUCAAAGACCCCGCAAAGAGAAUGACCAUCGACCAAGCCAAGCAACACGCAUGGGUUACCGAGGGCAUGCAAGAUCCUGAUUCCUGGAUCCUGAACACUGGACUGGAGAAGGAAAGUAAGAAGAAGAUUUUGGAGGUCGACGAAAAAGAAGUUUCUCAUGCCGUCGGAAAACGCAACAUUAUCGAGCGUGCGCUUAACACAGCUGGACGAAUUGCAGGCAGUCUGCUUGGCCGAACCAAUACCCGUAAACGAGCCCCAAGCGCUGCAACGUCCACCAGCCACUCGAGCGAUUCACUUGCAUCGCCAUCCAGUGGAAGCACAGUCGGGCGAUUCGACAAGGAAAAGAUGAGAGAAGCACGGAGAUCAAGCCUUCGCGGGGACGAAGUCUUGACCGCCCUGAAGACUUCUCGAGAGAACACUGAACAUCCACUAGCGCAAAGUCAGACCGCAAGCCCUUUUGACCACCCGCAAGAGUAUUUCAGCGAGGGCUUAUCGGGUCAAAAGGCAGCAUCUGCUGGGUGCAGUCCGACGGUAGAAAAAGAGCCACGCCCCCAAGCACCCGAACGAGGUGUUUCGACCUUUUCGAAUGCUGAGUCGGUCAAGACAAUCAGGGCUUCGCAGAUGCAUCGACUGCCUUCUCCAUUGCCAGAUAUCUCGCAAGAACCCGAUCGAUCAGUAUCACAAGAGAGGGGUGUCAGAGCAAGGGUUGAUGGAAUAUGGGAAGGCACUAAGUCACUCGUCCGAAUUGGAAGUCGAGACCGCCGCACAAGGAGCGAUCGCUCUCCUGGAGCCUCUAGUCGAAAUUCUUCAGAGUGCGACAUCCAGGCAGCACGUGGAGGUCCCAGUCUCGCAAUUAGCACUGCAUCAGCUGCAGGUGCCUUUGAGCGACCUGACGCUCUUCGGACCACCAUGUCACCUGUGAUUUACAAUACUUCUGCCCCCGUGCCCCCUUCCACAACCAAUGCCCCUCACAAAACCUCCUUUCAAGCACCAACGUCGACACCAGAGGCAUUCGAACACGCCCAGGAGGUUAAUCAGAGAAGAAUGAUUUUGGAAGCUCACUACCAGGCAGAAGCUGAGGCCGAAGCCGCUACUCGAUCUCUGAGCCAAACUUCCUUUGAUGACGAGUGUCCACCGUCACCAGAUGAUAUCGCAUUCUUGAAGAAGCAACGCACGAAACUUGCUGAUGAUCCUCCUGAAUUAUCCAUUGAGUCCGCACCCAUUCAAGCUGGACCCUCAGCCAGCACUAUUGCUUCCUCAACGGACGGCUACGGCGCUAGUAGUGUCUCGCAAAGCAUGUCCAUUCCGAGCUUUGGCAUUGUCUCAAGUGCAUCCUCACCUCCCGGCGAAGGUUUUUUUGGCCCAGAGACUGCAGAUGCCCCACUAGAUCUCCCUUUGGUGGUCAAGGAAACAGAGCCAUCCUUCAUGCGAACUGCCGACACGGUAACAAAACAUGGGAGACCCAUGCAAGUCGCCACUGGCGCAGCACUUGAAGACCGCCAGGGCCCAGCUUACGAUGACGGUAAUGGUGAUUGUGAUAGUGACUAUGAUGAUUCUGAUGAGGAAGACAUGAUGAUCAUGGGCCCCUCGCGGAAGAAGGGUUGA